This is a messenger RNA of Zychaea mexicana, 2200 nucleotides long. RefSeq lists its product as uncharacterized. NCBI's taxonomy places the organism in Eukaryota, Fungi, Mucoromycota, Mucoromycetes, Mucorales, Lichtheimiaceae. The record is from RefSeq and is a predicted model, not a curated record. Bases 39 to 2069 code for a protein of 676 amino acids. The transcript has 13 exons.
AUUCAAUUUUCUCCUUUUUCUACAAACAACGCAAAAAAAUGGAUCCCAUAGUAAAAGGUCAAAGAAGAUUGGUUUCUUACAAGUAUGAACAAUGCAAAUUACUGGUAAAGCAUCGAGGCGCGUUCGCAAUGCCACCAGCUGUCUCUGGUGCAAGACAGUUACAACCCAAUGGAACUUUUCACGUCGCGGUAAUUGCAAUGUCCACUGAUCCUCUCAAUAAAGCCGGUACUCAACUGGCUGGAUAUGGCGCCGUGUUCCUCGAUGACGCAAUGAGCCUUGUUGCAGGGCACAAUGAGGGCCCACACACUAGUGGUGUACUCGCUCUUUUACUUGCAAUCAGACACGUAUUGCAAGUCAGUCCAGCCAACCAAUCCUUGACAAUUAUUUCAACAAGUCCAGCCAUCGUACACAUCUCGAGCCUGGGCGAAAUCCUCAAGAGGAAGAAAUUGUAUGGCCAUCUCAUCCCGUGUAUUGGCGCCAUUAACGAUCUACUCAAGAAGAAAACUGCUCCAGUUCACGGUUACUGGAUGCAACCGGGCGCCCGCAUCGGCUGGAUGGAGGACUUUCAUGAACUGGCGCGCAAAGCUGCUAGUGAAGCGCGAAAACUCAAGAUAGCAGGGGAUACUGUUUACCAAUCGGCUCCGUUACCUCAGCCUUUGAUCCCAGUUGCUCCUCCUCCGCGUCCACCAUCUCCACAACGUCCUGUAGAUAAUUUCAUCACGGACCAAGAGUGUGAGGCUGUUCCCAGACGACUUAACAAACUACAAAACGAGCGACAACAGCUCCUGGAGGCUCGCCGAGGAGACCAUGACAUGGACGAACGGCUUGUCCAAAUUCUCGCCGAGCCAAAUCAGUUGAAAGAUACGGCAUAUCACGUUGCAUUCAUCGCGUUGUCUGUGGAUGGCCCGGACGAAUGUGGCUUCCAGGCGGGUGGUUAUGGAGUUGUUUGGACAGACCAUAAUCGACCCAACCAAUGCGGAUAUUAUGAGAGCCCUGGUGCAGGCACUCUCAUCUUUUUAUUGUUGGCUGUCAAGGAUGCUCUGGCUGAAUGUGCGCGCAACCAACGACUCAUCAUUGCAACAUCGAAUCAGGCGAUUGUCAAUUUUUUGAAUCGUAAGAAGGGCCUCAAGAACAACCCAUACAUGGAACCUUACAUUCAAGAGAUAACGCAGGAGCUGCAAAUGCGGGUCGCGCCCACCCACUCUGUACUGAUUGACGAUGGUUACCUAAGAUUGAGCUGGGCAAAGGGUUUUUACAAUCUGGCCAGAAAAGUCGGGAAGGAAGGGCGCAAGUUAGGAGCCAAUUAUUUCGCCAGUGACACUAUUGGACCUGUUCCUCCUCGAGUCUCUUUAAAACCACCAACUCGAUGGCAACCAUCUCAACCUGGUCAAAACAAGACAUCUUUACCAUCGUCAUUCUCCUCUGUGCAAGUGCAUGGAACUCAGUUGCAGUCACCGGUGCGGAUGCCAAGCUUGAUGCACGGCCAACCUCCUGUACAACCGCAAGUGUCCAAACCGAAUCCGCCAUCGAUCACGCGCCUUGAUGAUGGAGAAUUUGCGUCGUCAAGCGUAUCCAUUCCCGGAUAUAAUCAGCGCCGCCCUCUCGAUGGUAUGCACCCAUCGCGAGCAGCUGCUCUUGGCUUGAUCGACCCGUUUCCAUCAUCUAUGGUAGCUGCAUCUGAUGUGGGACGUGACUAUACCAAUGAAAAGAGUAUUAAUGCUCGUUCCUACCAAAACACUCAAGCUGCAGUAGUGUUACCAUCAUCAUCGUCAUCAAAACCAUGGGCUCCCGUUGCCAGAGCCGAAUCUGUUGUUGAACCAGAAGAGUUCUAUGAUUGCCAGACUGAUGAUCCCAUCACAAGCGACAAUAAGAAACGCGAGUACUUGGCAAUGGAUGAAGAUACGGAGGGUAUUUUUCAAAAGGAACAAUCAAGCAAAAAGGUCAAGAUUGGAGAUGAUAGUGAUGGAUCCAGCGCUGGUGAGCUGAAUCGCAGGCAAAGUGUCAAUGAGUGGUAUGCUGCUGUUCCCAAAUCCAUGCGUAAUUGGCUGGAUAAGUUGUUCGGCAAAUAAAUCUCAUUUUCCACACCCGUCUCUCCAACACAAUACAUUACCAAAUUAACGUAGCCUACUUUAUAAAAAAAUGAGCUCUGCUGCUGUCGACUUCCUUUGUACGAAUAAUAAGAAGGCUAUAAUAAAAAAAA